Maniola jurtina (meadow brown) is the source of this 933-nucleotide messenger RNA. It is a transcript of the gene RpII15, whose product is annotated as DNA-directed RNA polymerase II subunit RPB9. NCBI's taxonomy places the organism in Eukaryota, Metazoa, Arthropoda, Insecta, Lepidoptera, Nymphalidae. Gene Ontology annotation, cellular component: RNA polymerase II, core complex. The record is from RefSeq and is a predicted model, not a curated record. The transcript has a single exon. Gene Ontology annotation, molecular function: DNA-directed RNA polymerase activity; zinc ion binding; nucleic acid binding. The coding region runs from base 181 to 555 and encodes 124 amino acids. Gene Ontology annotation, biological process: maintenance of transcriptional fidelity during transcription elongation by RNA polymerase II; transcription-coupled nucleotide-excision repair; transcription initiation at RNA polymerase II promoter.
GGUUACUGAAAAAAAGUUCUCAUCUCGAUUCUCGUCGUUUUGGUGCAUUUAUCAACUCUUUUUCGUGUUUUACCGAUUUUUAAGUACGUACUGUAACGUAACGUUAACGUUUUUAAGUAACGUACAUAAUUUCUGUACGUUAAGAUCAAGCGCUGGUAUCAAGAAACAUAUACAUUCAAAAUGAAUAUCGGAAGGAAGGAUGGCGGGCCAGGUUAUGUCGGUAUACAGUUUUGUCAAGAGUGCAACAACAUGCUUUACCCGCGCGAAGAUAAAAACAACAAAGUUUUGCUGUAUGCCUGUCGAAAUUGUGACUACAAGCAGCUAGCAGACUCAAACUGUGUGUACGUGAACAAAAUUAUGCACGAAGUAGAUGAGCUAACUCAUAUAAAUCCAGAUGUGGUGAGCGAUCCAACUUUGCCUCGUACUAAAGAUCAUAUGUGUCCGAAGUGCAACCACAGAGAAGCGGUGUUCUUCCAGGGGCAGACGAGACGCGCUGAGGAGGAAAUGAGACUGUACUAUGUGUGUACAAGUUGUAAACACAGGUGGACUGAGUGAAGGACUUCAGUGUUAUUUAUAAUCAUUUUGAUAAUAAUAAUAUAAUUUAACGUAAAAAUCAGCAUCAUAUUAUCAGCAAUCGUCAUCAUAUUAUCCGCCUGUCAAUGUCUACAGUUUUCUGAUAAGAUUUGUUAAAGUGUGUAAUGCGCUCCUGGCAUCCUUGUCUCCUGCUGCAUGUAUCCUAAAUAUUUUCAGAGCAAGAGUGAAUAAGGCAGCGUCUAAGCAAAAGCACCCUCUAACGCAAACCUCAUCUUUGCUUUUUAUUAAUCAUGAUUGUCGUCAAGCACAAGCCCAUCUCACAAUAAAAUUAAGCAACCUGAAAGUCCCAUCUAAAUACUAGAGUAGUUUAUGAUAAUAAUGAUAAAAUAGUAGUACAUU